Molecule: messenger RNA, 6948 nt
Organism: Trichogramma pretiosum
Lineage: Eukaryota; Metazoa; Arthropoda; Insecta; Hymenoptera; Trichogrammatidae
Product: protein FAM102B
Exons: 9
Coding region: 1671-3980 (769 amino acids)
Source: RefSeq, a predicted model, not a curated record
AUGACGGUUGUUGCUCGCCUCUGUCAAAGUCAUCGUCGUUGUCAUCAUCGUCAUCCUCAUCAUCGUUAUCGUCGUGCUCGUCGCAGUAUAUUAGUCCAAGCACGAGAUAUAGUUGUUAGUAGUAGAUAGUCGUCGUCGUGUCGCCGCUUUUGUACUGCUGCUAUAUACCGAUGCAACCGUUGUGUGUGUGCAUGCGGACAAACUGACGCACUAACACAGGCGCGCGCGAGCAUCGUGGAGUGGUGUGUCCCUUCGAUAUAGGCGAAAUUCGUUUGAUACACAAAGGGAAUAUACGCGAUUCCACCCUUCCCCACGAGUGUGUCGUGCAGUGAUAAUGAUAACAACGGCAGCAACGUAACGCAUCGAGAUUAUAUUCAGCAGCAUCGGACGCAGAGGCGCUUUUUCCCCGUCAGUUUUUGAUUCUCCACAUCGACACGAUUCUGCUACAUACAUCUGUCUGUCUGUCUGUCUCUCUCUCUACAUCGCGAGUUCAAGAGCCAGACCAAAACAGAGAAGCGAAAAAAAUACACAUAUAUAUGUAUAACGUCAACAAACCGAGCAGUGCAGAGCGAAGAGCACAAUAAGAUACAGAUAUAUAAUCGACAACAACAACAACAACAACAACGACAAAAAAUUAAGGCAGGCGAAACUAGUGGCGUGUGUGGUGGGCCAGUCGCAUGUACACGGAUAAUCCACACACACUCACGCGCACGCAUGCAAUAUAAUCUGCCUUCGAUUCGAGUCGUGCUGUUCCCCGUGAUUAAUAUAAUACAGUGUCUCGAGUCUCGAGUUUAUAUUAUACGCUGCUGCACAUUAUAGCGUAUUAAAUAGCGAGAUAGAGAGAGCGAGCGAGUUCAGCGGAGAAUAAAAUUUUAAACAAAAAAGAGGAAAGAUCAUUUUUGUGCUGCUGUUCCUUGUGCCACGACGAUGAUGAUCCGCGAGCUAAUCAACGCGUAGUGCUCUGUGUAUAUGUGUGAUAUCUCCAUUCGUUUUAUAAUAAUAUAAGAUAAAACUCGUGUGUAAGUGUGUGUGCAGUGUGUACCCGCGUGUGUGCAAAUCGUCGAAAGCGCGUGUAUACAGUGUGUCUCGUCGUUGUUGUUUGUUUUCGUCGUCGUCGUUGUUGUUGCCUCUGUGUACAUAUAUACGGAUCACCGAGAGCCAUUCUCGCAUCGAUAAAGAGAUACACACGAUAGAGGAGCACGACACGACGACGUGCGGGGCGAACGAAGGAUCACGACAAAAGAAAAACACAUCGUCGAGUCUUCUUCGAGGCCGCGCGACAAAGGAGAGAUAUCCAUGCUCUUCAUCUUCCGCACUGUCCGCGUAACAAUGCCGUCUGAAUAAUAUAAAUAAAGAAAACAAGUGAAUCCGAUGCCCGGGAGCAGCCGUGUCCGAUAAUUUUUCAAAGGCCCGGCUACUCUUUUUUCCAUUUGUAACGAGAUUUCUUUUUGUUUUUAAAUACGCCUUACACAUAUUUUUAAUUAAUCGCGCGUGAAAAAGUAAGGGCUGAAAAAUCUUCCUCUCGUUUCUUAUUACAUAAAUACUCGUCAAAGCCAAAAGAGCCAACGACACAAAAAAACAAAGGGUGCGGGGGUUUGGACAAAAAAUCGGUAAUGGGGAUGGAUUGACAAAGUCGAAGAAGUGCGCGUGUGAGAGAGAGAGAGAGUAAUAUGGCUUUCAUGAUGAAGAAGAAGAAGUACAAAUUCUCCGUCGAGGUGGGACUGGAGGAGCUGAGCGCCGUGUCGUUCGUCAGCGCCGUGCUGUUCGCCAAGCUGAGGCUGCUCGACGGUGGCUCCUUCGUCGAUCACUCAACGAGGGAGGAAGUGCGAAAUCACACGGUCAGAUGGAACGCGACUUUCAAGUUUCUCUGCAAAAUGAGUGCCAAUGCGUCGACGGGCGUACUAGAUCCCUGUACAUUAAGAAUAUCCGUUAGAAAGGAAUCGAAGGGAGGCAGGUCCUUCCAGAAGCUCGGCUUCAGCGACCUGAAUCUUGCCGAGUUCGCGGGGGCUGGCCUCUGCCGCGACAAGCGCCUGCUCGAGGGCUACGACACGAGGCACCGCCAGGACAACUCCGUGCUCAAGUUCACCAUCAAGAUGAACAUGCUGUCGGGCGACAUUCUCUUCAAAGUACCGUCGCCGUCGUUGAAGCAGACCGCCCUGAUACCGGGCGAGGACAAGGGCGGCGUCGUCUCGUCCCAGGAGAAGCUCGCCGACGCCAAUUCCGUCGCGGUGGUGGUGGCCGGCUCCGUGGUGGGCGAUCGAGCCCGCGAGGACUACGUGUCGACGGGCUCGCUCGCCGGCAGCAUAGCCAGCACCAGCAGCGGCUUCGGCAGUCUGCCCAAGAAGAGGCCCGCCCUGUUCGCCUCGGAGCUGCUCAGCGGCGUCACCGGUGGCAGUCACGAGAGCAACGACAUCGUCGCCCUGAACGAGAUCAACGUCGCGCUCACGAGUCAGCAGCAGCAGUUGGAGCUACAGCUGAUACAGCAGCAGCAGCAAAACGACGCGACCAGUCAACAGCAACAGCAGCACACGGAGUCGGGACACUCGAGGAACAGCAGCAAUACCAGUCAGCUGAGCAAGGGUUCGGGUUAUGGAUCGUUGAACUCGCACAGCCAACACAGCCGACAGAGCAGCAGCGGCGAUAGCGGCCACAUCAGAUCGCCGUCGUGGCCUGUGUGGGCGCCGCGUCUACCUACCGUCGUCCAGAACCAGCAGCAGCAGCAGCAGACUAAUGGCUCAGCCGAAGCAGCAGCAGCAGAAUCGGCUACUCAACGAACCGAGCCGAGCAUCAAUAAUAAUCCGACGAUCGCGAGCCUCAUCAACGGCAGCAAACAGUCGUCGGUGGUCAUCACGCCGCCGACGCCUAAUCGCUCGAUCGUCGAUCAUCUGGAUCGGCUGACGAUAUCGCCGCCCUCGCCGCUGAAUCUGUUGUCGCGGCGCGUCACCACGACGACGUCGACGUCGACGACGCCUCUGAGCUCUCGUUACGGCAAAAGCAACGGCACGUCGACCACGUCGACCACCGCUGCUACGGACAAUAAUAAAGAAACGACGAUAUUUCGGGUGCCGCCGAACGGCAUGAGCGUGGCCAGGUCGACGGCGACGCAGCAGCGCCGUUGGCGCGCCGCGGUCAACGUGUCCAAGACCUGCGACUGCAUCGAGGGCUUCCUGAAGCCGACGAGAAAGAGCAGCAACUCGCCGCCGCUGCUGGCGCCGAGGCAGCUCGCCGAGCAGGCCCGAGCCGUGUCGUCGCCGGUGCCGCUCCCGGCCGCCGAGCAGUUUAAUCGAAGCUUGCCGAUCUCGAUGAUGAUGACGGGCGCCGCCAAGACGAUCGUUGCUGGUGGUGGUGGUGUAGCCACGAGUAGCAGCAGGAACAUCGUCUGCUCGGGUCAUCGUGGAAACAAGCUCCUUAUCAGCGAAUGUGGUGGUGGUGGCGGUGGCGGUGGCGGCUCGAAGCUGUCCGCCCUGCUGACGACGACCAACAGCAGCAGCAGCCCGGACUCGUCGGACGAUGCCUCGAUCAUCGUCCAAGAGCUCCUCGGCGCACACAUACCCGCCUUGGCCCAGCAGCAACAGCAGCUGCACGUUAACAAUAAUCAGCAGCAGCAGCAGCAGCAGCAACAGCGCAACAGUAUUACUCCGCCCAGAAACGCGUCCGGCGGCUCGGGCUUGAGCGAGACGGGCUCGCUCGACCGGGCAAAGGCCGCGCUGGAGCGCCGCAAGAAGGCCGAGGACGGAUCGGGCAACACGGCGACCAUCUGCCGGGUCGAGGUGACGAGGCCGAAUCCGGACUCGCUCAUCGACGAGAUCAUCAAGGCGACCAAUCUCGAGGGUUCCGUGCUCGAGUCAUCCGAGACCACGGGUCUGCAACUGUUCAUAGCCAAGGACGGCACGACGGCGCUGGGCUCGCACGAGGUCAAGGCCCAGAUGCCGGCCGGAGUCUUCAAGCAGGUGGUGAUGGAGGAGAACAGCAGCAGAUAACAGGAGGCCAUGACGGGAGCUGCCGCUGCCGUCGUCGUCGCUGCCGCCGCCGCCACCCCCGCCUCCUCCGCUGCUGCUUCUUCUUCCACGAACGUUAACAAUGCCGCCACUACGGCCGGUACCAUCAUCAUCACCUGCACCAGUGCCGUCGCUUCCAACGCCGCCACGGCCAGCAAUAUCAACAACAACAACAGCUCCAUGACGAGGUCCCAGCAGCAGCAGCACGAGAGACUCGCCCUCGUGCCGGAACUGCUCACCGAUCAGGAGCUGCAGAUCAUCGGCACCGUCAAGACCGCGUCCGCGUCGCAUCAUCAUCAUCAUCAUCAUCAUUUCAAUAACGGCGUUGUCGGUGGUGGCGCGCGUUCGCUCACCAGAUUGUGAUUCGAGCACGCCACCAGCAGCAGCUCCCUGCCGAUGACGUAGUUUCGCUCUUUAUUGGUGUUAAUUAGAUAGGCAAAGAAAUAAUAAUAAUAAUAAUAACGACAAAGAAAAAAAAAACGACAAAAAAAUAACGAUUAUAAAUAAAGAUAAAUUAACGAACAAAUUAUCGGGAGGUCCGAGCGUCGUAGCGCAGGACUCGAGAGACCUGCCUGUGUGUGUACUCGCUCUGUGUACGAUGUACAUUUUUCUUCCGUUACGCGCGAGAGGACAAGCACAAGAUUUUGACUCGUCGACAAAUUUUUAGUAUUAUGGAUAAAAAAAAAUCGUCGUGGUGCAUCGAUGAGUAAAUAAGUCAAUAUAAAUAUUAUAAAUAUAUCCGAGUCCUAGGACUAAUCUCUGCGCCAGAGCGGAAAAAAAACCUUUGUUUUGUAAAUAAUAGGUGUAUGUAUAUUUAUUAUAUGAAGAAAAAAAAAUUUAAUAAUUACUAGAUGAUAAAGAAAUAAAAGUUGACUGGAGCUCGCGCGUGGUUGAAAAUAAAAAAAUAGCGAAGAGAAAAUGAUAAUCUUUGCGAGAGUCGCGUCCGAGAGCGCAUUAGGAAUAAUAAGUGACUUUUUCUUUUUUGUACUUCGGAAAGUCAAUGGCCGAUAUUCUUCCUUAUUACUUUGGUACGCGAGGGGUUGAUUUGCGUUUUGAUGCGUCGAGCGCGACGUCGAUAUUACCGAUGACCCAUCAAUUAUAUUUAUCAUUCCUUAGAACUUUAUUUUUUACAAGAAAAAUUUUUUUCCGUUCAAUUUCUGAGGUGCUCUGAACGAUGACAAAUUCAUUAGAUUUUGUUCGGAAAGACUGUUGCCGAGUCUUCUUUGUACAUUUCCUAGGUAUGAGUUUUUUUUAUAUCGAAGCUUUUUUUCCAGAGAAAAAAAUUUUUUAAUCAAAAUAUGUGUCUAUGGAUGUUUGAAUCUUAAUGAGACAAUUCAAAUCGUCCGUCAACUAGUUGCCAAACAUUCAGUCACUUCUUCCGUGAUUUUGAUCGAUGCGAUAAUAUUUUACUUACAUUAUGGAGUGAAAAUUCCUGUUAUUGACAAUGUAUAUAUUUUACUGCUUCGAUUGGACUCUUUCUUUUUUAUACAGUUCGUAAUAAUCAGGUCACUGUAAUCCGCAAUUAAAGUAGCAAUUUGUAAAUAUAGUUUUAUAAUUGUUACGUAGAUGGCUGGUUAUUAUACAUUUUUUGAUUAAAAAUAGUACGUACGUUGUGUAGUAGGAAUCAUGUGCAUUUUAAAAAUGAAAAAAAAUAUCGAAUAUAGUAUUUCAUGGCGAAACGAAUAACAAGUUUGUAAAUAAGGACAAAAAAUUAUGGACGCUAUUCAAGUGUACAGGUCGAGAAUUUAUUUUUAAAGCUCAAUCGUAUAAAUUCAAACACGAUGUCAAAGACAAAAGUAUAUAUCUGACAAAAAAUGAUCGAUUUGAAAUUCAAUAUUGCUGUACGAAAAUACAUCGACGAUAACCUUAUUCAAUGAGUGUGAUACGAUUUGAAAAUAAUCAAAUACAUUAGUGAAAUCCUGAAAAAAAAAUGUUACUAAAAAUUAAGUUGAUAACAAAGUAAAUUUUAAUCUUGUAGGUAAUAACAAAUAAAACAACAUAAGAAAGUAAUAACGAUCAUUUGAAAAGUGCUAAGUAAUGUAAAUUAAGAACAAUUUUUUUUGCUCAAUCUGGAUUCAGAUAAAACGUCAUCAAAUUGCCGCUGUACUGCCAACCGACUGAUGCGGUGGUACUCUUAUAAUAUGUUUGCUUUGUACAGUGUUUUGCAUAAAUACUUUUCUAUUAUAUGCUUGAUACAUUACAAGAACGUAAAAAAAGAUUAAUUUAGCAUUGGUUGAAUUUGAUACAUAAAUCAAUACUUUGCAAUUCCAAGAUGGCAAAGUUGAUAUUAUAUUACCAAAACUUGUAACAUGCUCAACAUAAAAUCUCGUCUCUGAACUAGACAUCUUAAUUACGAAAAAGCACUGUCUUCUAUACUUGUUUUGGCGUCGGUAUUAUUUGUAUGUAUCGCGUUUAAAUUUAAUUUUAAAGCUACGCAGAAAUAAUUAUCGUAAGCGCUGCAUCAAAUAAGUGUCAAAAAUAAGUUUUAGUCAUUAACGACUGAAAAGAAAAGCAAAAACGACCACGUGUACAGAUAAUUGAUAAAUAAGUACUUUUGUGUUGGAAGUUUGUGCGAAAAAAGCUCAUAAUUCUUUAUGAAAAUUUAGCGUUUAAAGGAUUCUGCCUGAGAUUAUGAUUUUUAUUCACGCAUAUACAAUUAUACUCAAAAAAUGUAUUUUAUGUAUUUAAGCCGUUCUGUCCUUCCUGUUUUAAAAAACAAUUAUAAAUUGAUUCAGAAUGUUAGCUUAUCUUGCGUAUCAAUUUUGUAUAAACGUAACUACUUGUUUCCAAAUUUACCAAAUUCUUUGUAAAAAGUCUGAUAUGAAAUCUUUCAAACGAGCAAGCAUGCAAACAAAUCAUUUUCAUGUAUUUCUCUAAAUUUGAUGCUCAUCGCUGUCUCUUAUUAGCCUGUAAAUACUGAAUGGUAUAUUAAACUUGCGUUAUAACAAAA